Molecule: messenger RNA, 2676 nt
Organism: Trichoplax adhaerens
Lineage: Eukaryota; Metazoa; Placozoa; Uniplacotomia; Trichoplacea; Trichoplacidae
Exons: 22
Coding region: 1-2676 (891 amino acids)
Biological process (GO): citrate metabolic process; tricarboxylic acid cycle
Cellular component (GO): mitochondrion; cytosol
Molecular function (GO): aconitate hydratase activity; 4 iron, 4 sulfur cluster binding
Source: RefSeq, a predicted model, not a curated record
AUGGCUAAUCCCUUUGACCGAAUAUUGAAAAAUACUCAAAUUGGAGAAGAAAAUUUCCAAUUUUACUCUUUGCCAGAUCUUAAUGAUGGACGAUAUGAUAAACUUCCUUUCUCCAUCAGAGUAUUAUUGGAAUCGGCGGUUAGAAAUUGCGAUAAUUUUCAAGUCAAAGAAAAGGAUGUAGAAAAUAUUUUAAAUUGGCAGGAUAAUCAAAACCAGGAUGUUGAAAUCCCAUUCAAACCUGCUCGAGUUAUCUUGCAAGAUUUCACUGGGGUACCGGCAGUUGUAGAUUUCGCUGCGAUGCGUGAUGCAGUAAAAGCACUGGGUGGAGAUCCAUCUGUUAUUAACCCAGUCUGCCCUGCGGAUCUCGUAAUCGACCAUUCGGUACAGGUUGACGUAUCUAGAAGACAAGAUGCCCUAAAAGAGAAUCAUAAGUUGGAAAUGGAGCGGAACAAAGAAAGAUUUCAAUUUUUGAAGUGGGGUGCGAAAGCGUUCAAAAACUUGACUAUCGUCCCACCUGGAACAGGCAUUGUCCAUCAGGUCAACCUGGAAUACUUAGCUCGCGCAGUCUUUAACACGGAUGGAAUGUUAUAUCCUGAUAGCUUGGUAGGAACAGAUUCUCACACAACAAUGAUUAAUGGUCUUGGCGUUGUUGGAUGGGGUGUCGGUGGCAUUGAAGCUGAGGCUGUUAUGCUCGGUCAAUCAAUCAGUAUGGUAUUACCAAAGGUUAUUGGUUAUAAGCUAACCGGUAAGAUGACAGGAAUGGCCACCUCAACCGAUGCUGUUCUCACAAUUACAAAACAUUUACGGCAAAUUGGUGUCGUUGGAAAAUUCGUAGAAUUCUUCGGUCCUGGUGUCUCCGAACUAUCGAUUGCCGAUCGUGCUACCAUUUCGAACAUGUGUCCUGAAUAUGGAGCUACUAUUGGCUAUUUCCCGGUGGACGGCCAAAGUAUCGUUUACUUAAGACAGACAGGACGCUCUGAGAAGAAAUUGGAAUAUAUUGAAAAAUACCUGAAAGAAAUGAAAAUGUUCAGAAAUUAUAGUAAUCCAGAUGAAGAUCCGAUUUUUAGCCAGGUUAUUGAACUAAAUUUAAGCGACGUUGUUUCUUGCGUUUCUGGUCCUAAAAGACCACACGAUCGCGUUUCUGUGAGCGACAUGAAGGCAGACUUCCAGCAAUGCUUGGAUAACAAAGUCGGCUUCAAGGGUUUCCAUAUUUCAGCUGAAAAGCAAUGCAAGGAGUCUCAAUUUACUUUCAAUAACGAAAAUUUCACCCUCAAACACGGUUCUGUUGUCAUUGCAGCAAUUACUAGCUGUACUAAUACAAGUAAUCCAUCUGUUAUGUUGGGAGCAGGUUUGCUUGCUAAGAAUGCAGUUGAAUGCGGAUUAAACGUAGCACCAUAUAUCAAAACGAGCUUAUCUCCAGGUUCGGGAGUAGUUACUUACUAUUUAAGAGAGAGUGGUGUACUGGAUCCAUUAGCAAAAUUGGGAUUUGAUCUGGUUGGAUAUGGAUGCAUGACUUGUAUAGGCAAUAGCGGCCCUCUAUCUGAUCCUGUUGCAGCUGCCAUAGAACAAGAGGAUUUAGUUGUUUGCGGUGUUUUAUCUGGAAAUCGCAACUUUGAAGGUCGCAUUCAUCCGUUAACUAGAGCAAAUUAUUUAGCCUCACCCCCUCUUGUUGUAGCAUAUGCAUUGGCUGGAACUGUUAAUAUUGAUUUCGAAAAGGAACCGAUUGGCAAAUCUACUGACGGAAAGGACAUAUACUUGCGAGAUAUUUGGCCUACCAGAGAACAAGUGCAGGAAGUAGAGAGAAAACAUGUCUUGCCAGCAAUGUUCAGCGAAGUAUACGACCGACUUCAACAAGGAAGUCCAGCAUGGAACGCUUUAGAUACUCCUGACUCGAUGCUAUAUCCUUGGGAUGAAAAAUCAACCUAUAUCAAAUCCCCGCCUUUCUUCUUAAGAAUGGCAAAGGAAGUACCAUCUAUGGAAAGCAUUCAAAAUGCUGCCGUCUUGCUAAAUUUAGGAGAUUCUGUCACGACUGAUCAUAUAUCUCCAGCGGGUAGUAUAGCCAGAAAUAGUCCUGCAGCGCGUUAUCUAGCUGGGAGAGGAUUGAUUCCGCGUGAAUUCAAUUCAUAUGGAUCCCGCCGUGGUAAUGAUGCGGUUAUGGCUCGCGGGACUUUCGCCAAUAUUCGCUUAGUAAAUAAAUUUAUCGGAAAGGCUGCACCUAAAACAGUUUACAUUUCAUCCGGUGAAACGAUGGACGUAUUUGAUGCUUCGGAACGAUACCUCAUGGAAGGGCGUCAUUUAAUUGUUUUGGCUGGAAAAGAUUAUGGAUCAGGCUCAUCUAGAGAUUGGGCAGCCAAAGGCCCCUGGAUUCUGGGAAUCAAAGCAGUUAUUUGUGAAUCUUUUGAAAGAAUUCAUAGGAGCAAUUUAAUUGGUAUGGGUAUUGUACCACUCCAAUAUAUUGAUGGCCAAUCAACUGAAUCUCUCGGUUUAACUGGUAAAGAAAGUUAUACUAUAACGAUUCCAUCAGAUUUGAAGCCAGGCGACUUAGUAGAUGUCACGCUGGAUAAUGGCCGCUCCUUUACAGUUAAGGCACGCUUUGAUACUGAUGUUGAACUUACGUACUUUAAACACGGCGGUAUUUUGCAAUACAUGAUCCGUAAGAUGAUCGUCGGGCAGUAG